Dibothriocephalus latus is the source of this 744-nucleotide messenger RNA. Lineage: Eukaryota; Metazoa; Platyhelminthes; Cestoda; Diphyllobothriidea; Diphyllobothriidae. The record is from the annotation of a GenBank genome assembly.
AUGCGGACUCUUCACGAGUACUUGGAUUAUUCAAAUGGGGAUUUUCCCGCCCCCACACAUCACACCUCCUCCUCAUCCACCUCGUCGUCUGUCGCAGACGUACAAAAACGAAAUCUCAGUCUGGAUGAGGACUGGGAAAGACGCUAUGACGACCUGCUGGACGAUAUGAAUAGUCUUUACAAAAAUGAAAGCAGCCUGGGCAAGGACUCAGGGAUGGCAUUAUUUCCUAAAGAAAGCCCCUUCUAUUAUAUGGAAUAUUACAAUCAGGAUAGGCGCAAAGUGUCAGCAGAAGAACCGCAUGUGGAAAGUCAGGUAACCUCAACGAAGCCCUUUGUAAGCCGCCUCCCCGAGCUGACCGACUACGAGACAGAACACUUUCCGGAACCCAUCCCACCCUCCCCCCUUCUGCCGCCGCUUAAAGAGACAGAGAGCACAAAACAGCAGCAGCAACAGCAACAGCGGCACUUCCUCCUUACCACCCUGCUUCCAAUCUGCGCACUCAUUAUCCUCGUCCUACUGGUCACCCUGGUGGUAAUUUGGUUCCUGAAGUUCCGCGGAGGCAGCAAGAAAUCACAGCAGAAGGAUGAUGCAGCGGCCGCCAGCGAGGCACAAGAACCCCUAGCGAUGACGGAGGAUAGUUGGAACGGCAAAAAGAACGGCAUUUCCAGCAAAAUCGACACCAGUCAUGAUAAAACACGUGAGCCUUUCGUCUUUUAUUCUCUAGUGCUGAGAGAUUUGUUUUAA